AUGGCUGAUUUAUCAUCCGUUCGUGUCACUCCUGCAGCGGCAUUCCUGAAAGUUGGAAUCGAUUUUUGCGGACCGUUCUACAUUCGCUAUCCAGUUCGUCGAAGUACGCCGGUGAAGUCCUUCGUAUGCAUUUUCGUUUGCCUAGCGACCAAGACAGUCCAAAUGGAAGUCGUAGCAGAUCUGUCAACGCAAGCAUUUCUGGCGGCAUUCAAACGCUUCGUAGCAGUCCGUGGCAAACCGCAACUAGUCAUGUGUGACAAUGCGACCAAUUUCGUUGGGGCAAAUCGGGAGCUCGAGGAACUACGGCUGCAACUGUAUAACCAGCGGUUUCAGUACGAAAUGAUCAAGUCAUCGGAAGAAGAAGGAAUAGAUUUCAAAUUCAUCCCACCGCGCUCUCCGAAUUUCGGCGGAUUGUGGGAAGCGGCGGUUAAGUCCUUCAAAGGACAUUUUCGCAAGACCAUAGGAAGCAGACCGUUGACAUACGAUGAACUACACACCAUUGUUCAGAAAAUGGCAGCGAUUCUAAACUCUCGUCCAUUGACACCCUUGAGUAACGAUCCUAAUGAUUACACUGUACUGACCCCAGGACAUUUUCUGGUGGGACGACGACUCACGGCGAUUCCUGAACCAGAUUUGCAAGAGAUCCCCGAAAAUCGACUCUCUCAGUGGCAACGUACGCAAGGAUUCGUACAACAACUAUGGCGGAAAUGGAAGACGCAAUAUCUGUCAGCGUUCCAGUUCCAGUUUAUCGCAGUAACACCCACGUCGUCAACAAUCAAUCAUCAACGUUCAGAUGCAGCGCAGACUGCAGUUUGUCGAGACAACCGAGCCGACCGAAUGUCGGCCAAUGCAACACUACAGCACAACAUUUUGAUCCAGCAGCCCAAUGGCAAAUGA
Messenger RNA from Topomyia yanbarensis, 897 nucleotides. RefSeq lists its product as uncharacterized. Bases 1 to 897 code for a protein of 298 amino acids. Gene Ontology annotation, molecular function: nucleic acid binding. The transcript has a single exon. The record is from RefSeq and is a predicted model, not a curated record. NCBI's taxonomy places the organism in Eukaryota, Metazoa, Arthropoda, Insecta, Diptera, Culicidae. Gene Ontology annotation, biological process: DNA integration.